Labrus bergylta (ballan wrasse) is the source of this 8419-nucleotide messenger RNA. RefSeq names its product spermatid perinuclear RNA binding protein (gene strbp). Gene Ontology annotation, molecular function: double-stranded RNA binding; single-stranded RNA binding. Lineage: Eukaryota; Metazoa; Chordata; Actinopteri; Labriformes; Labridae. Gene Ontology annotation, cellular component: precatalytic spliceosome. The record is from RefSeq and is a predicted model, not a curated record.
UCCUGUCUCGUGCGAGAGCAGAGAAACCAGCAGGCGGCUCAGGGCUCGCGCUUGCAGCCUCGGUUGGCACGAGCAGUCAGUGACUUCUCCUCGUUGCGGUCGGACGGUGACAGCUCACAUCGGCUCUCUCGCUUGUCGGACUGAGCUCGGAUUUUUUUUUUUUUUUUUUUUUUUGCCUCAUUGGAUUUCUAUGUUUUAGUGGCAGUAGUAGACUCCAAAAGACUUAUUACAAACACCGUGCUGAACCCUGCCUGCUCUGACGCCGUGACCACACAAUCACACACACGCACAGCAGCUGAUAGAGGCUGAAGAAGAAGAGGGCAGAUACAUAUAUAUAGGAGGAAAGAGGGAGACAUACAACCUCUGGUUCAGCGCUGGCCAGAGAGACAGAGGAGCACAUGAGGAGUGGAAACGGCUUGACGGCAACUUCCUGACCGAUAACCUUGCUUCUGCAACCCCCACCACGUGCCCCGGAACUCCCGAAGCGGGCGACAGAAGGAAGGAAACGAGUGACCAGCCCUCCUGCAGGCAUGAGGUCCUUCCGUUCCUUCAGCAACGAUGACCGCCAUGUCAUGGCAAAGCACUCCACCAUCUACCCCUCCUCUCAGGAGCUGGAGGCUGUGCAGACACUGGUGUCCACUGUGGAGUGUGCCCUCAAACACGUCUCUGAUUCGCUGGAUCAGAGCAGCAGCGACAAUAUCAGCCAGGUCAACAGCCAACCGGCAGACGGCACAGAGGAGGACGACCAUGGAGAUGAGCCCAGUGACAAAACUGAGGAUUCGGCUGCAAGCUACAGGGAGUCCAGCUGCGGUGGCGUGCUGUGUGGCGUGAUGAGGAUCGGCCUGGUGGCCAAAGGCCUCCUGAUCAAAGGCGACAUGGACCUAGAGCUUGUGCUGAUGUGUAGAGACAAACCCACACAGACAUUGCUGGACACUGUCUGUCACAAUUUACCCACACAGAUCGAGAAGCUGACAGAAGAGAAAUACGAGGUCACAAGCUCCUUGCCCGAGGCGGCCAUCUUGGUAAGAACUACAACAGAGCCCAAACUCACACUGAAAAUUACCCUCACCUCGCCGAUCAUGAGGGAAGAUGAAGAAGAGGAGGAGGAGGAGGAGGAGGAGGAAGAAGAGGAGGAGGAGCAGUUGGAGAAUGGGGAGGGAGCAGAGGAGGUGGCAGAGGAAGAGGAGGGGGCAGAGGAAGAGGCGGAGGAGGUCCAGGAUGAAGAGGAGGAGCAGGAGAAGAAGAGCGGGCGAGUGUUGGGUGCUGCUGCGCACAGAGUGGAGGCUGAGGAGGAGGAGGAGGAGGGGGAGGUGCUGGAUAGACACAGAUGUCUGUUGGCCCUGGCAGCGCUGCGACACGCCAAGUGGUUCCAGGCUCGAGUGAAUGGACUCAAGUCCUGCGUUAUUGUUCUCAGGAUACUUAGAGACAUGUGCAAUAGACACCCUGUAUGGGAACCUCUCAAGGGAUGGCCUUUAGAGCUUGUCUGCGAGAAGGCAAUUGCCACCUGUAACAGACCUCUGGGGGCGGGAGAAGCCCUGCGUCGAGUCAUGGAGUGUCUGGCCUCAGGCAUACUCCUACCAGGUGGUCCAGGUUUGCACGACCCAUGUGAGAAAGAGCCAACAAAUACACUAUCAAACAUGACCGACCAGCAGGCAGAGGCCAUUACCUACAGCGCACAGCACUCCCUCAGACUCAUGGCAUUUGGACAGAUGUACAAGGUGUUGGAGAUGGAUCCUCUUCCCUCAAAUAAACCAUCACAGAAAUACCCCUGGUCGGAUAAAGAAGGCUUAGGUCUGAAGAGGCCGUACGAGGAUGGAACAAUGGAUGACAAGGACCUCAUCAAGAAGAUGAAGAGGAAUCUGAGGAAAGUUCUGGACAGUAAAGCCAUAGACUCCAACCAGCCAAUGAACGCCCUGAUGCGAUUGAACCAGAUCCGGCCGGGGCUGCAGUAUCGCCUGCUGUCCCAGUCGGGCCCGGUUCACGCACCUGUCUUCACCAUGUCUGUGGAUCUGGACGGGACCAUUUAUGAAGCAUCUGGAUCCUCGAAGAAGACCGCCAAGCUGCACGUCGCCGUCAAGGUUCUUCAGGCGAUGGGCUACCCAACAGGUUUCGACUCAGACCUGGACCCCAUGAGUUCGGAUGAGAAGUCGGACGGUGAGGGGAAGAGCGAGACGUCAUCACAUCACAGCAAUAACCAGACACACUCCACAGAUGGCUCCAACACACUGGAGGUUCGAACUCAGGGUCCCAUUCUGACAGCGAGUGGAAAGAAUCCGGUCAUGGAGCUAAACGAAAAGAGACGAGGACUAAAGUAUGAACUCAUCUCUGAAAGUGGAGGCAGCCACGACAAACGCUUUGUUAUGGAGGUGGAGGUCGAUGGGCAGAAGUUUCGUGGGGCGGGCCCCAAUAAAAAAGUAGCAAAGGCCAGUGCCGCUCUAGCAGCUCUGGAAAAACUCUUCUCUGGUCCUAAUGCAGCUGCAAACAAGAAAAAGAAGAUACUGCCUCAGACUAAAGGAGCUCUGGCGGCGGCUGCAGCGGCCUCAGCAGUAGCAGCUCAGGUAGCCAGAGGAAGAGGAAGAGCAGCCCUGGCAAGAGGAGCUUUCGUCAGUGCAGCCGCUCCAGGAUACGUCACACCAGGCUUUGGGACACCAUAUGGCUACAGCCCCGCUGCAGCAGCUACCCCAGCAUACGGCGGUCUUUUCAUUGACAAUCCCUUCUACCAGCCACGGACCAUUGCUCCUUUUAUCAUCCAUCUGGGUCCACAGGAUCUCUUCUCUGACUUCUAGAAGCAGCAAGCUUGAUGGAUACUUUCUCCACACUUUCCUGUCUAUCAUGCCGGACACGUGAUUUCCUGUCUGUCCGAGGUUGCUGCCUUCUACCCAGGUGUCGGACUCUCGGAUCUACAACUGUUUUGGUUUGAUCAGAUCACUGUCUGAUCUGCUGACCGGAGACGCAUCAAGCUCCUAUCUCUGUCAUUUAUUCUCUACUCUCGCCCAGAUGCAGAGAGUAACUCUUACACGAAGCAAUAUUCGGAUUUUACGAGAAAAGUUCAGCUGCGACUGCUGUGCGAGGCUGGGCUAGUUUUUCUUAUAGCAAUACACGUGAACUCCUCUCUUUGAGCUUACUUUCUUGAGAAGAUGUGAAUGUCCGAUGGAGUUUUACCCCACACAGCAUUGCAAUAGCUCAUUUUGAUUGUAUAUUCAUUGUAUGUGUGUGUACGUGUGGCUUUAACAUGACUAUAUACACAUAUAUGUACGUAUGGUGUAUGUUUCUAUAACGAUGUGUUGACAAUAAUAUUACUAUAUGAGGAUGUAUUUAUGUAAAUAUUCUAUAAAAUAUAACUAUUGUUGGUAUAAAUUAUUUUAGAAUUAUAAAGUGAAAUGUAACUGUUAUAUCACAGUAUAGCUUUCUUCCAAUUUUAUAUACACUGAGCAAUUGAAGCUAGUCCUAGAGGAUGCAAUAUUAUCUUUGGUAUUCUAUUAACCUGUGCUGUUAGAAUAAUAUGCUUCCUUCUUUCCUUUCCUUUCCUUCCUGCUUUUCCUCUCUCUUUGAUGUCUUUUUGAGCCUUUCUGAGUAUGCUCUCUGCUGCCCGAGGUUUGUUUACAUGGCCCCGGUCCAGAGGUGCUCACUACUGAACACACUCAUAUCCUAAUCUUACACACAAUUUUCCUGUCAGAAAGCACAUUUUCUAUAGUCUCACUGCUGGCAGGGAUUACUGUUGUUACAAAGUACGAAUACAAAGUACAGUACUGUAAAUGUAUGAUAUGUGUAUACUCUGAUGUACGCACUCCUCCCUCCACCAUCAGCACAUCUUAGCGGAUACACCCAUCAUCUCUCGGAAACAAAUGUCAGCUCUGUCCCGCUCGCCUUAGGGACCAAAAAGCACAGUUCAUGCACACCCGUUUCUGUUCCUUCUUUCUGCAUAGAAAACACACACACCCUUCCCUCCAAGGGGCACAUUUCAGUGUGAUGCUGCCAGACACCGAGACAUCAAGAGAACCUUGAAUUUGUCGUAUAUGUUCCUGAAUUUGCAUCACAUCUCAGAACUUAGUUAGAGCUUUAAGCAGGCUUUUAACAUGGAUAGGAUGAUGGAAUGGUACCUGAUGAGUGCAGACUGAUUGCUUUCCUAACUGUGUCAUUAUUCAGAGAGAAAAGGUUGGACGGUGCAUCCAAAGUUGCAGCCCUCAUGGCGUCCUGUUUUUGGUAAGGAAAGAGACACCUGUCAAUCAAGUAAACACUCUCAAAGUUUGGAAGGCACAAUGUCAACAUUUCCACCAAGAGACACAUAUGACCAAGCCAGAGUUAGCUUUUGACAUCAGCAUACCUUGUAAGAACGUUCACUAUGUUAUGAGACUGAAGUUCGUUUUUUUCUGAGCAUUUGAAGCAUGGUGUCUGAUAAAAAUCUUUAAUCGAACCAAAAAAAAACAAAAAAAAAAACAAGUUUAUUGCAUAUGAUUAGUUGAUAUUUUAGUGGGACUGCUGUGGUUUAGCACAUAUCAAAUUGGUGAUUCAACUCAGAAGAGAUAUAUUCCACUAAGCUAUAGUGUGCUUUACGCAAGUCUGAUGUUAUCUGUGAGGCUUUAGAGCCGUCGCUGACAUAUUUCUCACGCAUGUAUAAAUGCAUGUGGUGCUUUCACCCUGUUCAUUAGUUGUUUUGUAUUUUGGCCCUUUGAUAGAGAUGAGAUGUCAGACAGCGGAGUGAAAAAUCAAACAGAAUGUGCAUCAAAAGGCUUUGAUUCUCCUCACGCUUGCCUUGAUCUGGGCACCAGCUUGAUCUGACAUGUUUGUGCCGGCUUUGAUUCAACAAAACCGACGCCUGAGAAUGAGACUGAGGGCUCACCGAGGCCCUAAAGCCAAUUUUUGGAAAACAAUAAGUCAAAUAAGAAAUGUAUUGUGGAACACCACUAAGCUGACAGUGAAGAAAAUGUGUGGAUUUCACGUAGGAUGGAAAACAAGUAGCUGUGAUUUCAGGAUUUUUAGGUCUAAAUGAAGGAUGAUAGGUGCUUGUUUUCUAGUGGUGCUCUGUAUCUUGGAGCAGCGAAGUCACAUUCAUCAGUGUGGUGUCAUAAUUUAGGAAGAAAAAUGUGUCGGCCACCUUUAACAAUUGGACAUAUCCAGUGUGUUGUUUGACUAUUUCCAUGUCUUUGUAGCAUCAUCUUCUAUUCCCAGGGCAAAGUUGUUAAUGAAAUCUGUAACACAAAGCGCUCAUGAGUUUAAAGUUUAACUGGUCCUCCUUAACCUGUUGUAAUACCCGCGCUGCAGCUCCAGUGUCCUUGAUCAAUAUUUCAUAUUGCUAAGCUUUGUUUACAAAUGAGAAAACAUAUCUGGCUGGUGUUUAAAUGAGUAAAUAAAGUGCCAGGAUCGUCUUCCUUCUCGAACAUGGAGAGGUAUUAAGAUGUUAAAAUGUCUUAGAAACUACACCCUGCUUCUUAGAACGUCAGCUUGUUAACAAGCUGACUUUUUUUUACCUGUGAAUCUUUGCAGUGAGUAUCUAUCUUUUUAGUUUCUGUGAAAUCUCCGAGCACGUCUAUCCGCCUCUAAAAGUCUUGACAUUUCUGCCCUGACUUUUCAUUCUCCUGUGGAAUUCACAUGGAGGUGAAUAACUUAGAGCCUUGGCCAUGUGGAAACAGAGCUUCUCUAUCAGCGGAGAAUUUCUCCUAAUUUCCCCUCUGCCCUCUGUCUCUCUCCCUGCCUCCGCCAUCUCUGUCCAGAUGUCCCACAUUAAUAAGGCAGACAGUCAUACCUCAGUGAGCAACCUUUUCAUUUCCCCUUCCAACUACACAGACACGCAGGAGGAGUCACCCCGACUACUGACCCUGUCCUCUUCCCCGCUCUGUUAGGCUGGAUGGUCGUGUAUGGAGGACGGCUGGUAGAGGGAGAUUUUAGAGAAACACAGUAGGUCUAAAAAAAAUUAAAAAAAGGCAUAGGCUUUGGUUUGGUUGAUCAGUAUAAGCGAGGGAUUUGUUGUUUCCUGUUUAGGCAGUGUCAGUUUUUCUGUGUUUUAUAGUACACAAACAUUACAUUUUAUCACCAGAGGAUCCGCCUGAGUGAUGGUGUAAAAAGAGGCCAUUUGCAUCCAAGUUUCUUGUUGUCUAAUCAGGGUUAUUGCAGGUUAAAAAAUAGAACUAUAUUUUCUUGUUCUCAGAGAGUAUGUGAUGAUAUAGAGAAAUAUUAAAAACAGAGAGGAAAGAGAAACUAAUGACGCUUCAUAAGAAACCUCAAAAAGAAAGAGAAAAGAGGAUCUGCAUCUUCCGGCAGCGUUUCCCAUCAUAUUGCACCAUCAGGAAGACGACAAUCCACGCUGUCAAAACAACAUAAAUGUGACUUAUUAUUCUCCCCGGUAGAAACCAGCUCAAAGUAGCCAUAUUUGAAGUCUUGGACAGGAACGUUCAAUGGCAAAACUUGAUUUAACAAUAUUUUUUUGUGUUGGAUUCGAUUGCCAUUUAGUUUAGUGAAACAUGUUCUUCUCUUCCUGCUCCUCUGUUCUCCAUUAUUGUCAGUUAGAAAUCCCUAUAUCACAAGAAACAGCAGCAGCCAUUGUGCUCACAACACCCUCCCCCUCCCUGCACAAACAAUGCCUCUCUUUGGGCGAUCAACAAUUACACCUGUACAUCUAAGAAGCACAACACACCCACACAUUGUUCUCAGGGCCACCUGACACACACAACAUGUAUGCAAAUAGACGAACACACACACAAAAGCAAAUAUGUAAUCACUAAUGUAAAUAUUCCAACAAUAAGAUCUUAGCGCAUAGAGACAGCAUGACAUUCUUUGCUCUGUGGUUUGUAUGUUACACGCAAGACUGUACUGUAUGUAGUGAAGUCACACAGGUGGUGAAGCCAUGGUUGAACUUUAGGAAUUGAGCCAUGAACAGAGAAAGAAUAUUGUCCCAUGUCCAUGAUUAAAAAAAGCUGUCUGUGGAAUGGAUUUAGCUUAUGAGAUUGCUUUUUAGAGAAACAGCCGUCAUCUGUGGACAACUCAAGCUUUGCUGUCAGGAGAAAAGAAGGACGAAUGCUGUCAUCAAAAGACUUCUUUGGCACCAAAUACUUGGAGCUUUUCACAUUUUAGAUGCUGCAAUAUGUUCACUAGUCAGAGCGUUUGCUGUGCUUUCAUUGCCAGGUAAAGUAGGACUUUUAAUUUGGAGAUGGUUUGGACACAGUUUCCCCCUAAAGGCUCCUCUUCAUCCACCUGCCAGGUAAAAGAUCCUAAACACAAAGAGAAGGAAAAAAUUAUUCCAGUCAUGCUUUUGGGGAUCCAGUGUGUUUUUUUGUGUGAUGGGAUUUAUCCAGACACCAAAGACUCUGAAGCCUUUGUUGCACAAAUCUGAUGAUCCCUUCAGUCUCAUAAGGGAGAGACGGUGCUGCAUGUGAUCUGAUUUUCAACGUCUAGACGGUUACAAAAUGUCAGGUACAAAAAAACAAAAAAAUCCACCAUGUUUAUGAAAGAAAAACGAUCUUUCUCAUUCUUGUGUUGGCAUAGAAAGCGUGGUUCAACAUCUGGGACUACAUUUAUGUGGAUGCAGAGUAAGAACAGACCUAGAAUAAGCCGGAAAGUCCAUCCAAGAGUUGAAAAUAGAUUCAGGAUCACAUUUCAACUGCUGAGGCAAAGUCAACCCGACUAACUGCUUAACAGAUCAUUUUCUCCAGGGUGUGUGUGUGUCGAGGGGGUGGAGGGGGUUCGUCUGGCAAGCACAUUAACUGGAGGGAAUGGGAAGAAAACACAUAUACACAAUAUUGCUAUCACAUUUAGCAUGUUGUUGCAUAUUUUGUGGUCAUGUUCCACUGAUUGUUUAAGCCCAAUAUCCUCCUGAUAAACGAUCAAAGCAUUUUGGUUGGGAAUGUACACUGUUGUUCUAGUGAUUGUAGAGUAGAAUGUAUUUACUCAUAGAGUAAACUUGCUUUUUUGUAGAGAAGCAUAUAUACAGAAUAUAUAUGGAUACAUACAUAUAUAUACAUCUAUAUAUCUUUUGAGCUAUACUUGUGUGUGUGAAAGUUGUUUUCGGGCGCAUCCCCCAUAUAAGAAAUCCUGUGUUGUGUUUUCCCCCUUUUCCAAUUUUCAUUUAUGUUUCAACGGACGUAGCGUCUUAUGAGUGACGCGUGUUUAUGUUUUCCUGUAAAUAUGAUUUUUUUAUUUUAUUUUUUUGACAAAAAGGGGAUAAAAGAAACUGUUUUAAGGUGCUGCCAAUGAAACUAUAAAGUGAUAUCUGUCCACAGAAUCUGUUUGACCCAUCAAAUUAUCAAAGUUUUGUGAAAUGUAAUGAUGACAGGGUGAGAGGCUGAACAGAGGCCAAACGACAAACCAUGAAGGUUAUUUUGAGUCGCUGUGGUAGCAACAUUCAUACAGUGAUGAUCUGUGGUCGUCACUGUUUUCGACAUAAUCUAUGCUUGAUGAAUAAAUUGGAGAAAGUGCUGAAUCUCUA